Molecule: messenger RNA, 1411 nt
Organism: Ipomoea nil (Japanese morning glory)
Lineage: Eukaryota; Viridiplantae; Streptophyta; Magnoliopsida; Solanales; Convolvulaceae
Product: elongation of fatty acids protein 3-like
Exons: 1
Coding region: 244-1107 (287 amino acids)
Biological process (GO): fatty acid elongation, polyunsaturated fatty acid; very long-chain fatty acid biosynthetic process; fatty acid elongation, monounsaturated fatty acid
Cellular component (GO): endoplasmic reticulum membrane
Molecular function (GO): fatty acid elongase activity
Source: RefSeq, a predicted model, not a curated record
UAUCUCUGAUUCUUUCUUGUCUUCCCCACCACCCCGUCUUCCCCACACUCAGCUCUCAGAUUCCAUCCCCUAUCUAACCUUCUUCUCUAUCUGCAAUUUUAUUUUAAUUUUUUUAAAUUUUUUUGUAAUUUUCAUUUAAUCGUGGCAUCCUGAGAAGAAUCGGCGAGGGAGGGUGUGGGAUUGAUUGUUUGCUUGCGUUGGUGGUGUUCUCGUCCGGUCAACGACGAGAACAUUGCCGACGAUAUGAUGAUGAUGUUUCAGAGCCUAACGUAUUACCUGUCGGAGCAGCCUCCGAUCGUGGGGUUCCGGUGGAGCCAUAGCCAAUCAUGGGGGAAUACCUGGUCUUUCGUGUUUACCUCCAUCGCCGCAUAUAUCGGGUUUUCCCUUGUGCUCCACCUCCUUCUCCUCCUCCUCUUCCGCCACCGCCGCCCGCUUCCUCUGGGGCCAAUCCCGGCGCUGCACUCGCUCGCGAUGGCGCUGAUUUCGGUGACGAUCUUCGCCGGGAUUUUACUCUCCAGCGCGGCGGAGAUCCGGGACACGCGGUGGUUCUGGCGCCGCUCCAAGACGACGCCGUUCCAGUGGCUCCUCUGUUUCCCGCUGGGGACGCGGCCCUCCGGCCGCGUCUUCUUCUGGUCCUACGCCUUCUACCUCUCGCGUUUCCUCCACACGCUCCGGACGUUCUUCACCAUCCUCCGCCGCCGCCGCCUCUCCUCCUCGCAGCUCUUCAACCACUCCAUCCUCAUCUUCAUGUCCUUCCUCUGGCUCGAAUUCUCCCAGUCCUUCCAGGUCCUCGCCAUUCUCCUAACCACCUCCGUCUAUUCCGUCGUUUACGGUUACAGAUUCUGGACGGCGAUUGGCCUCCCCAGCGCCUGCUUCCCCUUCGUCAUCAAUUGCCAGAUUGUCCUCCUCGCCUGCAAUCUCCUCUGCCACGUCGGAGUUCUCCUCCUCCAUUUCAUCAAAGGUGGCUGCAAUGGCAUCGGCGCCUGGCUUUUCAAUUCCGUCCUCAACGCCGCCAUCCUCUUAUUGUUCCUUAAUUUCUACGUCAAGAGAAGAAACACUACAGCCGUUAAUGGCGACCUUCUCUCCGUCAAAGACAAGGAUAUUUGACCUCCACGGCCACCGCCACGGCCACCGCCGACGCCGACGCCGACGCCGACGAUCUUCUCUUCUUCUUUACACUGUUUCCAGAUUUAUUUUCCUUGGGAACUGUAAAUUAUGUUCGCCUUCAUGGGGUUACAUCAUUACAGUAAUCUGUAAAUCCCUUCCUGCCCUAUAUAUACAUUAGUUCUUUAAGAUCAGAGCAGAACAUAAUUAUUGUAUAAAUUACAGCUUACUUUUGUAAUCCAACUUGAUAAUCAUCAGUAAGUAUGAUAAAGUAGCUAAAUUAGGGAAUUCAUACCUGCGGCGUUUG